Molecule: messenger RNA, 3212 nt
Organism: Cloeon dipterum
Lineage: Eukaryota; Metazoa; Arthropoda; Insecta; Ephemeroptera; Baetidae
Gene: Ocrl
Product: Oculocerebrorenal syndrome of Lowe
Exons: 18
Coding region: 206-2839 (877 amino acids)
Biological process (GO): phosphatidylinositol dephosphorylation; signal transduction
Cellular component (GO): membrane
Molecular function (GO): inositol phosphate phosphatase activity; phosphatidylinositol-4,5-bisphosphate 5-phosphatase activity
Source: RefSeq, a predicted model, not a curated record
UUAUGGUUUGAAAUGCUAAUUUCUGUUUUUAUUUUGGAUCUCUGGACAUGACGAUUACUCGAGCGACUAUUGGUUGGAUAAGCGUGCUGUUUGAUAGCCAACAACGUGAUUUAUCCGCUUGGUAAAACAUUAAAACGGGAGUUUGUUGUAUUGCGCUGUAAGUGCAGAUUAAAAUAACGGCCUACCAGGAUAUUUCAACAGCGAAAUGAGCUCUCCUCAUCCCCGGCAAUUAAUUCAGGCCAAACUGGGCCCAGGAGACUCGGUUGUUGCUGUUCAUGAAGUGAGCCAAAUGCAAGAAUGGGUUCGCACAUCCCGGCACCUGGCCCUCCUCGAGAACUCGACAAGCAACAGCUAUGCCCUCUUUGUCUACGUCAGCUCAGCCAUCCCUCCGAUCACAUCUACCGAACUUACCCUGGAGCGGAUUGUACCCAUCGGACCUGAUUUUAAGUGCAAUAUUGUAGAGUCCGACCAAGACCAGAGCGACGUGUAUUUGCACAUUUCCAAGCAAAAGUUGAAACUGCUUUUUGAGAUGGUGCCUGGAGACGCUACCAGUGCCUUUGUUGGAGAAAUUUUUCGCUGCAUGGAAAUCAUGUCCAAGGGUCGAGGGCCGCCUUCAGACGCAAGCUGGACUUCAAAGUAUGAGGUCAAGUGCGAUGAGGAGCCAGAGAUCGACAAGAACUUUGUUGAGCUUCGAAAUGAAACGCUGAGAGUUUUGAAGACUCGCAGUCGCUACUUGUCAGCUUUCGAGAUUGAGAGUGGAGAGCUGGUUGUGCCUCGGCAAAGCAUUGCCAAAGGCACGACUCCUAUUGCUGCCCGCGAAAGUGUGAUUCGGUACCAGAUGUCUAUGAAGGAAGAUGACUAUACCUACAUCCAGAGCUUUAAGAUAUUUGUUGGGACGUGGAAUGUAAACGGUCAACCCCCUACAAUCGGACUGCUAGAGUGGCUGAGCGUGGACACCGAGCCACCCGACAUAUACGCCAUCGGGUUUCAAGAGCUCGAUUUGAGGAAGGAAGCGUUUCUUUUCAACGACACUCCCAGGGAGGGAGAGUGGCUAUUGGCGGUGUCAAAAGCACUACAUCCCGGCGCCAAGUACAGAAAAGUGCAGCUCGUGCGUCUUGUGGGUAUGAUGCUGAUUGUUUUUGUGAAAGAAGCGCUAGUGCCACACAUCAAGCUAGUCGCCGCCGAGACUGUCGGAACUGGAAUCGCAGGGCGAAUGGGAAACAAAGGUGGAGUUGCUAUGCGUUUUGAGCUGCACAACACAUCGCUGUGCUUUGUGAACUCGCACUUGGCCGCCCACGUCGAGGAAUUUGAGCGGCGAAAUCAAGAUUAUCACGACAUCUGCUCGCGACUCACCUUUGGACAGCUUCUACCUCGGAAGAGCAUCAAAGAUCACGAUCAAGUAUAUUGGCUUGGCGAUUUGAAUUACCGCAUCACGGAAAUGGACCCGCAAUUAGCAAAGCAUCUAAUCGCCUCCGAGCGCUACCUGCCAGUUUUGGAAAUGGACCAGCUCAAGCUGCAGCACGAAAAGAAAAAUGUGUUCGUUGGUUACCAUGAGGGAGAGAUCAACUUCAAACCUACUUACAAAUACGAUCCCGGCACCGAUGAAUGGGACUCCAGUGAAAAGAAUCGAGCUCCUGCGUGGUGUGACCGUGUAUUGUGGAAAGGUGAAGGUAUUAAACAGCUAGUCUACCGGAGUCAUCCUGAACUGCGCAUAAGUGAUCACAAACCCGUCAGCUCGCUCUUUGAAUCAGAGAUCAGGGUGAUUGACGUGGUGAAGUACAGAAAAAUACACGAGGACGUGAUGAAAAAGCUGGACAAGUUGGAGAACGAGUUCCUCCCACAGGUCACAGUGGACAACACAGAAAUAAUUUUGGACACGGUCCGGUACCUUGAGCCGCAGAAAAAGGAACUCAUCAUCGCCAAUACUGGACAGGUGCCAGUGCAAUUUGAGUUUAUCAAAAAACUUGACGAUCGAAGCUUCUGCAAGGAGUGGUUGAACAUCGAACCGUAUCUGGGAUUCAUAAUGCCGGGCGACAAAUGUGACAUUCUCCUUGAGGUUUUUGUAGACAAAAAAUCCGCCUGCAAACUCAACUCCGGCGAAGAUAAGCUCUACGACAUUCUUGUGCUGCACCUGGAGGGAGGCAAGGACAUUUUCAUCACCGUGACUGGAACAUACGAGCGCAGCUGCUUCGGCAUGUCCAUUGAGGCGCUGGUUUACAUGCCUCUGCCCAUUAGAGAAGUGCCAAUAAAGAAGCUCAUGGAUCUCGAGGCGAAAGCGGGCGUCAACCCACCAAAGGAACAAACACCUCUGCCAGUGCCCAAAGAAAUUUGGUUCCUUGUUGAUCACCUAUACAAGCUUGGGCUGGAGCAGCAACACCUAUUCGAACACCCAGGCCUGCACACAGAGCUUAUUCUAAUAAGGAACUGGUUGGACGAAGGCUCAAAAGAACCGAUUCCUGGGAGUGUGCAUUCUGUGGCUGAAGCGCUGCUGCUCUUGCUAGAGUCAACUGCAGAGCCAGUCGUGCCUUUUUCAUUGCACGCAAAGUGUCUCGACGCAUCAUCAAACUACGCGCAGUCUAAAGAAAUUGUGAAUCAAUUGCCGAUUCACCGGAAGAAUAUUUUCCUCUACUUGUGCUCAUUCCUGCAGGAGUUGCUCAACUAUUCAAACCGCAACGGCUUAGACGCCAAAACACUCGCAACCCUGUUUGGAGGCGUGUUCCUUCGAGAGCCACCACGGACAAGCAAUAUGCAGCGGCAACAGGCUGCCGAUCGCAAGAAAGCAAGUUUCGUUUACAACUUUCUCGUCAAUAGCCAUUCGGACUUCCUGGACAAACACUGAAAGGACCGAUUGGUUGCCUACUUAACAUUCGCUACUUGUACACCUGUAGAACAUUCCACAAUUCAUCACAAUCUUUUUAGCAGCUUAUUGUGUUACUAAUUAUUAAUUUAUUUUUGCUCUUAAAUCGAGCGACUGCAUUUAAAAUAGAGAAGUUCUCCGCAGUGAAGUGAGUCAGAAUGUGUGAUUAUAAUCGGGAUAGCAAAAGUUUUUAUGUCAUCUCUUAAAGUGAUUUAACAUCGUUGCCUGUUAUUUUGCGCUUUGGAUGUAAAAUACGACUUUAAAUCAAAUGCAAAAUGUUUUGGUUGUUGCAUCAUUAAAAAUUUGGAGAAUAAUAAAUAAAAAAUUAAUUUUAUUGCAUUAAGAAAAUUAAAAA